Molecule: messenger RNA, 952 nt
Organism: Aplosporella prunicola CBS 121167
Lineage: Eukaryota; Fungi; Ascomycota; Dothideomycetes; Botryosphaeriales; Aplosporellaceae
Exons: 1
Coding region: 252-683 (143 amino acids)
Source: RefSeq, a predicted model, not a curated record
UUUCUUCUUUUCCUGUUUUUUUGUCUUCUUGCCUUGAGAGCGAUGCAUGUUUUAGCGUUCUGCGCAGCGGUUCGAUUGCGGGACUGGCGGGCUAUGGCGCGAUGGACAGGAACAGACGGGUGAUGUGAGCACGAGGACGAGGGCACGUCGUCGCUUGUCGCAGUUUUCCUACUUUUUGCGUUCUUGAGACGCCCUGCUCGGCUCUGCUUUUUGAUUUGCACACAGCGCUCGCUCGCCGUACGACCAUGACGAUGCCGACGGCCGAGUAUAUCCUCCCCAUCCCUUUUGCGCUGCUGCUUUUGCUUUUUCUCUUGCACUUGCACCACGUCACUUUCUGCGCGUUUGGGCUCUAUUCCCCAUUCUGUACCAUCAACUGGCGAGCGAGCGAGCGAGCGAGUGAGCGAGGAGGCUUUUCUCUUUCUCCAUCUCUUUCUCUCCAAUCUCUUAAUCAAUACCACCAUCCAUACCUUCAUCUGCGUCUCUAUUAUACCUCUCUGUCUCUCUCUCGGACAAUCAAUUCAUCUUUUUCCUUCACACCUCGCUCCGCUCCGCUCCGCCCUCGCCUCGCGUCGCCUCGCCUGUCAUUGAUGACCAAUCACCAACCUAAUCUCUUCGCCCCAUUCAUUCCCCACUCUCAGGCCGCCCGUCCGCCCGCCGCCCGCAAGCCUGCUUCAGCUCGCUAGCAGUAGCUCGCUCGUGCGCUUGGCGCCCCUCUUUUCAUCAUCAUCCUCCCUAUUCAUCCAUUCAUCCAUCCAACCAUCCGUCCCCUCCUCUUGUGUCAGUUCGCGUCGUGUUGAUCGCCGUGUACAUGCAGGCCCAGCGCGCCAGCGCACCUCUUCCUUUGUUGCAGACACAACCGCCCCCAACAACGGCCGCUAGCACGGACACGGCGACGACGGCGCCGGCGCCGACUUCUUCCUCGCUAGCUGGUGACGAGACGGCAACGACGACG